AUGGAAGGUGGUGCUUUACGUGAAGAAAAAGUUUUAGCAGGAAAAAAAAAGUUCAAGAAACUUCAAAAGAAAAAGUUAACAUCUGAUGGCACCUCUGCGUCAACUCGUAGAAAAAAUUCAGAUUCUACUUUAAUAUCAAAUACCAGAAGAUCCAGUAAUACUUCAGAUUCAGGAAGUGUUAAAACUGAAGGAACUGAAGGGACAGAAGUGAAAGAAGUUAAAGGGACCGAAAAGGCAGAGGUGAAAGGGCAAGAAGCAAACACAAAUUUUGAUAAAACCCCGAAUACUUCUAUCGAUGAUUCAUUACAAAGUUAUGAAAAUUCUUCAUCGGCAACGAGUCAAAUAACACAUAGUUCACUUGUUGAAGGUCUUCAACCGGUCUCCCAAUCUCAUAUACAACAACAACAAUCUCAAAAUAAUAUUUUGACAAAUCCCGUCGAUAUUAUUUCUGCCGAGAAUUCAUCAACUGCAAUCGGUAUUUCUGGUGAUGAACCAGUGUCAUAUGAAGCACUUGCCAAUAUAUGUCGUAUGCAACAACAGACAAUUGCUUUGUUGGUAGAAGAAAAGACAGCUUUGACAUCUGAGCUAGAAAAGUAUUCAGCAAUGACUGAUCGAUUUAAAAAUAGUGAAGAAUUAUUGGAAGAAGGUCAAUUGUUGGUUGAUGCUUUACGGCGGAAAAAUGUAGAAUUAGAAGAGAAAAUUAAAAAUGGUGAAGAUAAAUUAAAAGAGGCAGGUGAACAAAAAGAAAAAAUAAUAGAAUCUUUACAAUCUCAGAAUACACGCGUCGAACAACUCGAGAAGCAGUUAAAUACUAAAGAUUCCAUAAUUGAACAAUUAACUGCAGAAAAAGCAAAUAUUAGGUCAACUUCUGAUGAAGUUGAAACACUUCAAAAAUCCCUUCAAGAUAAAGAAGAUCGAUGUGAAGCUCUCGAAAUAGAAUUAUCUAAUUUGCGGCACUUAUUUACUAAUUCCGAACAGCAACUUGCAGAAAAAGAAACCAAAUUAUUAACGAUUGAAAAGGAUGCACAUGAAAAGAACACAAAAUUUGAGUCAUUGAGUAGUCAAAUCCAAACUUUAACUGAAGAAUGCAAUAUUUUCAACCAAAAACUGGAGAACAAAUCAAGUGAACUAGAAGUAAUGUCGAAAAAUUUUACAGAACUCACUGAGCAACUUUCAAAGAAAACAGUUAUGAUGGAUGAAUUACAACUUGAACGUGAUAAUUUAACAUCAGAAUUACAAAUUGCUCAAUCAGAAAAUUCCAAAUUGACUAAACGUAUUAAAGAUAUCACAAUAAAGGUUGAUGGUUUGUCUUCAGAUAAUCGAAAUUUGAUAUCUCAAUUGUCAGAAUUAAGAGAAAAAAUUGUGGCAAUAAGUAAUGACAAAUUAACUUUGGUUGAAGAAGUAGAUAAAGAAAAAUCGAGAGCCAGCAGGUUAACACAAGAAAUUGCUAAGAUACAGGAACGAUUGUCACUAAAAAAUAAUAAUGGAGAAUUAUUAAAGACGAAUGGAAUACCUCGCGAUAUUAAUUUUUAUAAUCCCUCAAACGAUGUAUCAAAUAAUUCAAAACAGUUUAUGUCAAAUCUGACUGAUUCAGUUUCACAAAAAAUUAAUUCCCCAAAGAAUACUGCAAAUCACCGACACCUAAUUUCUAGUGGUGAUUUUGAAAUUGGAAGGUGUUCAGGAUGUAUCGGUGAAGUAAUUGUGAUAUAA
Messenger RNA from Diversispora eburnea, 1710 nucleotides. NCBI's taxonomy places the organism in Eukaryota, Fungi, Glomeromycota, Glomeromycetes, Diversisporales, Diversisporaceae. The record is from the annotation of a GenBank genome assembly.